UUUAUAGGGCAUUUUUGGCCUUCAGGAGAAUUGACAAAACUCCGUCCCAGUACAAGGUAUAGAGCUCGGACUGGUUUCAAAAUAUCGAUUUAAAACUAUUAUAGAUUUUCAGAAGGAGUUAAUAAAAUCAUUACCUAUUAAUAAUAAUUUUUUACGUCAUCUUCAAUGUCUUGAUCCUCUAAUGAGAAAAGAAUCUUCUCGCACUAGUAUUAUGUACCCAGCUCGAAACGUUCCACAUUUUUUAAAUAACGAGAAGGUGGAUUUAGUUGGUGCUGAAUGGCGAGUUUACGAGUUGGCUGAUAUACCUGAAGAAUGGUAUAAAAAAGAUACAAUGUCUUCAAAUGAUGUUAUGGAAUAUGUACCUAUUGAUAAGUAUUGGCAUCAAGUCUUAUCUAGUGUUACAUCGAUUGGUACACCACAAUAUGUGGCAUUAGCUAAACUUGUUAAAUGUUUAUUAUCUUUAUCUCAUGGAAAUAGUGAUGUCGAAAGGGGUUUUCCCCAAAAUAAUCAUCUUGUUACAGAUGAGCGUUCAUCAUUAAAUGAAGCAUCUAUCAAUGGUCUACGAGCUACAAAUGCUGGUAUUAAAUUCUUUGGUGAUAGCAAAGUUCACAUGGUACCGACAACUAAAAGUUUACUGUCCAGUGUUCAAAAAUCUUAUUCACGGUACGCGAAAGAUAAUGACCGACAACAGAAACUAGUGAAGAAUGUUGAUGCUGUCAAUGUAAAACGAACUAUUGAUACUGAACAAGAACAAUUAGAAGAAAAAGAAAUUCAGCUGCUCAACGAACAAAAGUAA
Rotaria sp. Silwood2 is the source of this 796-nucleotide messenger RNA. The record is from the annotation of a GenBank genome assembly. NCBI's taxonomy places the organism in Eukaryota, Metazoa, Rotifera, Eurotatoria, Philodinida, Philodinidae.